Messenger RNA from Salvia splendens (bonfire salvia), 1257 nucleotides. Its product is annotated as B-cell CLL/lymphoma 7 protein family member B. The transcript has 3 exons. Lineage: Eukaryota; Viridiplantae; Streptophyta; Magnoliopsida; Lamiales; Lamiaceae. Bases 305 to 931 code for a protein of 208 amino acids. The record is from RefSeq and is a predicted model, not a curated record.
AUUGGGCAACGGCAUAACCGUUGAUUGAAUUUUAAAUUGAAUUGUGUUCAUCCUUGCGGAAUAGUACAGCUGUGAGUGUUGCUAGAGCAGGCAGGAAUAGUGGCGUCGGGCCCACAACCGUGCUCGCUGGCAAAAGCACGGUUGUGGAUGCUCUCAAGGCACGGUUGUGGAUGCUCUCAAGGCUUUUGGAAAACGAAUUGUUGACCAAGGACGUUUUACGGUUACAUACUCACCAUCUUCAAAUCUACUCAUCCGAAACCCGCCGCCGGUACUUCUCCGCCGCCGUCGCCAAUUCAUCUCAAUAAUGGAGGGAGUAGGGGCCAGGUUCGGCCGAUCUUCCACCCGUUUCAGCGGCCCCGCCACCGUCUUCACCGACCCGGUUCGCAAGUGGAAGAAGAAGUGGGUUCACGUGCAGCCGCCCAAUUCCAACAACCACCACCACACGGCCUCCAACGGGAACGCUAAUGGAAGCAACGGCUCCUCCCACCUCCAGUUUUACAAGUGGACGCCCAUCGCUCCCAGCCAAUCGAAAGACGGUAGCAACAAUGAUAGCAACGGCGGCGAUAAUGCCAGUGCUGAACCUAAGGAUUUGAGUAAAGAUGGGGAUGUUGCCGUCGAGAAGCCUCCCAAGAGACGAUUCAAGUAUAUUCCGAUUAUUGUGCUUGAAGAACAAAAAGUUGAAUCCUCUGAGCAGAUGGAGGAUGAAAAUAAGUCAAGUGAAGAUAACUCAGAUGCAAUCGAGGCAACAUCCAGAGAUGACGAAAAACCUGACAUGAAUGAUGUACCAAUGGAUGAAAACAAGGAUUCAGAGACCAAUCGUGAAGAACGGCAAGAUCUGAACGUAAGUACUUUGGAUUUGAGUCUGGGGUUGAAGGCUCAUGAUGGUGAAAAUGAGUCCGAGUCGAGAGCAGAUCAAAACAAAGAUGAGUAGAGCGAAUCAGCUCGUCAUUUAUUCAGACGUCGCUUGAUUUAUGCAAAGCCUAAGGGUUGGAAGCAAAUGCGCAAUCUAAACCUGUUGAGUAAGUGUUUGCUGCGUUGCUUAUACUUGAGAAAGUAGAUUUGAGGUCACUUAAGGUUGUAAUUUUAGGUUGUUUGCUUCUUUCUGAAGUGAUAUUGCAUUUGUAUGAUUUCGUCUCCACUUGUUGAUGAAAUCAAUUUUUUCACUCGAAUUCGAUUUUUCAGGACGCACUUCUUGCUGGGAUUAUAUAACCACUUACCACGGCUCGGAUUUAUAAAUGAUUUGAACUAUUUGCUGCA